AUGUCCUUCACUCUCAGGAGGCCGUUUGCGGUCUCCUCCAACACUUUCAAACCAUUUAGCAAACCUUCCAGCUUCAUCCGAACCUUUCACUCCUCGGGUCCCAAAUCAAGCCCCUUCUUCAACCCUCGACCGACAAGAUCGAACGCGCAAUCCCUCCUGAAAUCCACGGCUCUUCGUGAUGCCUUCAAACGUGGUUACCAGACUCCCUCUUACCAGUCCGCCAGCCCGGCGGCCACUGGAAACCUGACACAACGACUGCUUUAUGGUGCUGCUUUGGUGGGGGGAACUAUUGUCGCCACGAACAUGAUCUUCAACCGAGAGACACGGGAAGAUGGUGGUAUGCCCCAAUAUGAGCGCGAGUAUCUCAACCAGACCUUCAUGCACACGGGCUUGGGAGUUGGUAUCAUUGCUCUGGCCGCUCGAACAUUGCAUACGAGCGGAUGGAGUUAUCGUCUCAUGGCCACAAACCCGUGGUUGGUCAUCGGGGUAUCACUUGCCGCGAGUAUUGGAACUAUGUACGGCACCUUCUAUACCCACCCCGACAACUAUGUUCAGAAGUACGCCCUGUGGACCGCCUUCAACGUAACCCAAGCCGCGAUUCUCUCGCCUUUGAUGUUCUUGUCCCCUGCUCUUUUGGCCCGAGCGGGUCUUUACACCGUUGGUAUGAUGGGCAGUAUCGCUUUCGUCGGUGCCACUGCCAAGCAAGAGAAAUAUCUAUACCUCGGGGGCCCAUUGUUAGCCGGUGUUGCCAUCGUGGCCAUUUCUGGGUUCGCUCCUCUCGUUCUUCCCGCCACCGCCGUCCGAACCCUGGCCUGGACUGAGAAUAUCUGGUUGUACGGUGGUCUGGCCGUCUUUGGUGGAUUCACCCUGUAUGAUGUCCAGAAGAUUCUUCACCAUGCCCGCAUGAGUGAGCGUGGCUUGGUUAGAAAAGAUGUGGUGAAUGAGAGUGUCAGCCUUGAAUUGGACUUUUUGAACAUUUUCAUUCGCUUCGUCCAGAUCUUGGGCAUGCGAUCCAACAACAACAGGAGAUGA
Messenger RNA from Rhinocladiella mackenziei CBS 650.93, 1032 nucleotides. RefSeq lists its product as uncharacterized. Bases 1 to 1032 code for a protein of 343 amino acids. Gene Ontology annotation, cellular component: mitochondrial inner membrane. The record is from RefSeq and is a predicted model, not a curated record. Lineage: Eukaryota; Fungi; Ascomycota; Eurotiomycetes; Chaetothyriales; Herpotrichiellaceae. The transcript is spliced from 2 exons.